CGGAAGAGAACAUUCACAGUCAUUUUAGGUGUUUGGACUUUUUUUGUUGCUUGCUUGGAGCGAAAAUUAAAGAAUUUGGCUUAAUUUGACCAAGGAACUGUUUCGGUUCACGUUAUUGUGGGGUUGCAAUCUUUCAAAUUACUACUAACUCCUCAAUUACCCCACAAUGGCAUCUGAGGUACUGAAAAAGCGCAAACCAAAAGUGCUCCGCAGCGAGGGAGGGACCCCUGAAAUGAAACGAGGUCGUGGGGAGGGAGACCAGGAUAUACGUGUCUACAAUGAGGAGGCGGUGCUCGAUAACCGGAGCCCAGAGCAAGACUACGAGCAAUACAAAGACAAGUGUGAUGUCAUUGUCAAACUCAUGGGUGAAAUUCAGGAGCUCAAAGUCAAUGGAGCCAAAGAGGGGUCAGUGGAGGUCGAAGAACGACGCAGGGAGUGCUGCAUCCACUUUGUGACCCUGAAGAAGCUCAAUCGACUCGCUCACAUGAGACUCAAGAAAGGUCGUGAUCAGACACAAGAGGCUAAGCAGCGGGUUGACGUGCUCCACCUGCAACUUCAGAAUCUCCUGUAUGAGGUUAUGCACCUGCAAAAGGAGAUCGGCAAGUGUCUUGAGUUCAAGUCCCAGCAUGAGGAGAUCGAGCUGGUCAGCACUGACGAGUUCUUUAACGAAGCUCCGUCUGAGAUCUCCCGGCCUCACCUCACUAAAGAUGACCCUCAUCAGCUCACGCUGGCCCGUCUGGACUGGGAGCUGGAGCAGAGAAAGAGGUUGGCAGAGCAAUACAAGACUUCUCUUGCCAGCAAGGAGAAAAUCCUGAAGGGAAUUGAGGUGAAGAAGGAAUACCUGGGCAACCUUCGGCCUGGACUCCAGUCCAUCAUGCAGGCCUCUCUUCCCCUUCAGGAGUAUCUGUCCAUGCCGUUUGAGCACGUGCAGAAGCAGGCCGACGUGGCCCGGCACCUGCCCCCGCCCCUCUACGUGCUGCUGGUGCAGGCCAGUGCCUAUGGCCAAGCCUGUGAUAAGAACCUGUCCGUUUUCAUCAGUGGAGAUGUUGAUGAGGCCAAAGCACUCUCGAAGCCCAGAGAGGAUUCACAGGAUGAUGAAAGUGACUCAGAUGCUGAAGAGGAGCAGAAUACAAAGCGGCGUCGGCCAACUGUGGGCGGCCAGCUGGACGAUAAACGCAAGGAGAUGCUGAAGCGUCACCCUCUGUCUCUCUGUAUAGACCUCAAGUGCAAAGAUGGGAGUGUGCUGCAUCUGUUCUUCUACUACCUGAUGAACCUCAACAUCUUGACUGUGAAGGCCAAAGUGUCAACCUCCUCACACCUGACCAAUGUGAUCAGUGCUGGGGAGUUGUUGAACGCAAGCACACUGUUGAACUGCCUCUACACCGGCGAUCAGGGAAAAGAAACUCCAAAUCCGUCUAAUCGCUACCAGUUUGACAAAGUCGGGAUCGUCACCUUUGGAGAUUACGUGGGAGAUUUAGGGCACCCCUACCUGUGGGUGCAGAGUUUGGGUGGACUUCAGUUUCCCAGCGACAACCCUGAGAGCGUGGGGGCGGGGAGCAAGCUGAGCGCCAGUCACAUGGAGCACACCAUGAAGCUGCUCCGGAGCCGCCUGCAGGCCCGCCUGGCCCUGCACAAGCAGUUCAUCUCACUGGAGCACAGUAUCGUGCCGGUGUCUGCCGAGUGCCAGGACCUCUUCCCUGCCAAAGUGAUCUCCCGCCUGGCUCGCUGGAGUGCCAUCACCUACCAGGAGUUUGAGGAGAUGCCAAUGGCGCAGCACGUGCUGAAGGCAGGCCUGGCUCACGAGACUGACCUCUUCUUCAUGGCGGUGGUGGAAAGAGGAACAGCUCGUCUGAACGCGAUCGUGGUGCUGAACCCCCGCUACCCCGACGUCACGCCCUUGUUCUCCCUCUCGCUCAUGUGGAAGGGCGAGCGCACCGGACGCACGGACGACAACCUGCGGGCCAUGGAGAGUGAGGUCAACGUCUUCAGGGCAGAGCUUCAGGGACCCCGUCCUGGCCACCAGCUACUGACCAAUCAGCUCCAGCGCCUGAACGUGUGUCUGGACGUGUACCUGGAGACGGAGAGCCAGGUGUGCGAUGGGAUGGAAGGACCGAGAGAGUUCCCCAGGGAGAAGAUGUGCUUACGCACGGCCAGGGGUCCAAAUCGUCUGAAACCCUUCAAGUACAACCAUCCACAGGGUUUCUUCAGCCAUCGCUGAUCCCAGUCACUCUCUCCUGACGAAGCUGGGUCCCAACAAAUCCGUUCCUUUCCAGUGACCUAUUUUUACACGACUUUUAAUGUUGGUUAGAGCUAAAUAGAAAAAGAAAAAAAACAAAGCAAAUAAAUGUUCUUCAGUUUUUUUUGUAAA
Messenger RNA from Sardina pilchardus (European sardine), 2368 nucleotides. RefSeq names its product THO complex 5 (gene thoc5). Gene Ontology annotation, cellular component: THO complex part of transcription export complex. The record is from RefSeq and is a predicted model, not a curated record. Bases 167 to 2218 code for a protein of 683 amino acids. NCBI's taxonomy places the organism in Eukaryota, Metazoa, Chordata, Actinopteri, Clupeiformes, Clupeidae. Gene Ontology annotation, biological process: positive regulation of DNA-templated transcription, elongation; mRNA export from nucleus. Gene Ontology annotation, molecular function: mRNA binding. The transcript is spliced from 20 exons.